Quercus robur (English oak) is the source of this 1119-nucleotide messenger RNA. RefSeq lists its product as uncharacterized. The record is from RefSeq and is a predicted model, not a curated record. Lineage: Eukaryota; Viridiplantae; Streptophyta; Magnoliopsida; Fagales; Fagaceae. The transcript has 2 exons. The coding region runs from base 1 to 1119 and encodes 372 amino acids.
AUGGAUGUUCCAAUUCCAGAAAAUGUGGAUGUUCCAAUUCCGGAAAAUGCAGAUAUUCCAAUCUCUCAAACACAAUUUCAAAGAAUUGACCUUGAUUCUUUGGAUUAUGAUCCCGGAACACACAAACAAAUAUGGGAAUAUCAUGUUAAUCAACAUGAUGAAAUUCGACGGGCUUACAUUAAAAAAGUGGAUAUUGUGACUUUUUGGAAUGAGAAGGUUGGCGAAAUAAUAGAAAAAGCUCCAAAAAAUGCAACCUACACAUCACCUAGGAUUCAAAAGGAAAUUCUACAUGUUUUCUCAGCCAAAGUGAAGAAGGCCAUUCGGGAAGAAAUUGGUGAUGUAAAGUUUUGCAUAAUGGUUGAUGAAGCUCGUGAUGAGUCCAUGAAAGAGCAAAUGGCUAUGGUUUUUAGAUAUGUUGAUGCAGAAGGCUUUGUGAAAGAAAGUUUUUUUGGGCUUAUUCAUGCUGUUGACACUGCGACUUUGACUCUAAAGAAAGGGAUAUAUUCUUUGUUAUCUCAAUAUUGCUUAGAUAUACAAAAUAUUCGAGGGCAAGGAUAUGGUGGAGCAAGCAACAUGCGAGGUAUGUGGAAUGGAUUACAAGCUUUGAUUUUGAAUGAUUGCUCAUAUGUUUACUACAUCCAUUGUUUUGCACAUCGCUUACAAUUGGCAUUAGUAAAAGCAUCAAAACAAGUUGUUCCCAUUAGUCAUUUUUUUCUUACAUUGCUUUUUCUGAUCAAAAUUGUUAAUGCUUCAUGCAAGCGCAAUGAGCAAUUGAAAGUUGCCAAUGCUAAUGAAAUAGCACGUUUGAUUGAUCUUGAAGAGCUUGAGACUAGAAGUGGACUUAAUCAAAUUGGCACUUUACAACAACCUGUAGAAACACGUUGGAGUUCACAUUUUAGAUCAGUUUCUAGCUUAUUAAGGAUGUUUACUUCAACUAUUGAAGUUUUACAAAAUAUAAUUGAUGAUGCAAUUGAUAGAGAAUAUCGAGCAGAAGGAGAGUCAGCUUAUGAUGGUUUAACUUCAUUUGAAUUUGUCUUCAUCUUGCAUCUUGAGAAAGGAACUAUGGAGAUCACUGAUAAACUUUGUCAAGCUUUGCAAAGCCAAUCUCAAGACAUUUGA